Messenger RNA from Drosophila willistoni, 955 nucleotides. It is a transcript of the gene CIA30, whose product is annotated as complex I intermediate-associated protein 30, mitochondrial. The transcript has 2 exons. The coding region runs from base 55 to 951 and encodes 298 amino acids. Gene Ontology annotation, cellular component: mitochondrion. Lineage: Eukaryota; Metazoa; Arthropoda; Insecta; Diptera; Drosophilidae. Gene Ontology annotation, biological process: mitochondrial electron transport, NADH to ubiquinone; mitochondrial respiratory chain complex I assembly. The record is from RefSeq and is a predicted model, not a curated record.
UUAAUUUGUUUUUCUUUUUAAGCGGUUGCUGUUUGGGGAAAUGAUUUUUUAACGAUGCAGAGCCUCCUGCGACAAGGACAUAGCCUGAGAUGCUACUGCCUCAUGGGCAUCCAGGCCCAAAAAAUUCACACAACAGCGAUACAGAGUACAUUCUGGGAGCGGGAAAAGAAAUCCGGUUACAAAACCAAAUUGCCAGAACCUUCAAAAAAGCAAUUAAUUUUAGAUGGCUUUAAAGACUUAAAGGAGGAGAUUAAACUUUGGCGUCAGGAGGUCAAGGAACAUUUGCAAAGUGACCCAAUUCUGGUAUUUCGUCCUGGGGAAACGGACGUUGUAUUUGAUUUUAAGGCUCCCGAUGUACUGGACAAAUGGACAGUGACCACCGAUGCGGAUCAUGGUGAAGGCAAAAGCACUGCAGCCCUCGAAUUGAGUGCCUCCGGCGCUGGCCUCUUUCAUGGCGAAGUUAGCUCAGAGCAUACAAAAGAUGGCAUUAUCAAGAGGACAGGAUAUGCAAAUAUUCGCACAAAGCGUGUACGGAAAUCCUUCAAACGCGAGGCCACCUACGACUGGACGCAAUACAAUAUGCUUAUCAUGAAGGUACGCGGCGAUGGACGUAGCUAUCUAAUAAAUCUCCACACCGAGGGCUACUUCGAUCUCAUGUGGAAUGACAUCUAUCACUAUGUGCUGUACACACGAGGUGGACCCCAUUGGCAAAUUGCAAAGAUACCCUUCUCCAAAUUCUUUCUAUCGUCUAAGGGGCGUGUACAGGAUCGUCAGGGAGCCAUAGCUUUAAAUAAAGUAACACAUUUUGGAUUCUCUGUGGCAGCAAAGAAAGGUAUGGAUGGUCCUUUCAACUUGGAAAUUGAUUAUGUUGGUCUAGAAUAUGAUCCCAGUCAUCGUGAGGAGUUUGCAUAUGAAAUGUACAAGACUCCCAAAUAUAUUGUUGCUACCUAGUUAA